AUGAGGUCUGCAUCGCCAUCUCUCAACCCCUCCACUUACAGUGGGAUAACUGAUUAUAACAUAUCUCUGUCCGCUAAUGAUGCCGUUGCUUGCUGUGGCUUUCUAUGUGGCGAUGGUUGCGAUGGAGGGUAUCCAAUCUCUGCAUGGAGAUACUUUGAGCAAAAUGGUGUUGUCACUGAAAAGUGUGAUCCAUACUUUGAUGACAUUGGUUGUUCUCACCCUGGCUGCAAGCCUGCAUUUCCGACUCCUAAAUAUGUGAAAAAAUGUGUUAAUGGAAACCUUCUCUGGACGCAAUCGAAACACUACAGUGUCGGUGCGUAUAGGAUCAACUCAAAUCCAGCAGAUAUCAUGGAAGAGAUUUAUCGGAAUGGACCGGUUGAGUUCUCCUUCACUGUUUAUGAGGAUUUCGCUCACUACAAGUUGGGAGUUUACAAACAUGUGACGGGCAGCAUUAUGGGAGGCCAUGCAGUUAAGCUGAUUGGAUGGGGAACUUCAGAUGACGGAGAAGAUUACUGGCUUCUUGCAAACCAGUGGAACAUAGGCUGGGGUGAUGAUGGUUACUUCAAAAGCAUAAGGGGAGUAGACCAGUGCGGUAUCGAAGCCGAUGUCGUAGCCGGUUUGCCAUCCACCAAAAAUCUUGUUCGCGAGGUUGCAGAUUCAGAAAUCGUCGAAGAUGCUUCAUUCUAAGAGAAUGUUCAUCUAGACAAGCCCCUGCCUAAUGUCAUAGUUUAUUAAUGCAUGAACUGUUUAUCUUUGUUUUCACUUUGGGGUUUCAAAUGUUAUGUUCACCCUACAAGAACUUCAUCA
Hibiscus syriacus is the source of this 807-nucleotide messenger RNA. Its product is annotated as cathepsin B-like protease 2. The transcript is spliced from 6 exons. The record is from RefSeq and is a predicted model, not a curated record. Gene Ontology annotation, molecular function: cysteine-type endopeptidase activity. NCBI's taxonomy places the organism in Eukaryota, Viridiplantae, Streptophyta, Magnoliopsida, Malvales, Malvaceae. Gene Ontology annotation, cellular component: lysosome. The coding region runs from base 1 to 687 and encodes 228 amino acids.